AAUACUUCCCAGGUAACUCAAUGUUGCAUGCUACUCCAGAACCUGGUAUAUCAUAUGCAUGGAGAAGCAUUUUGAAGGGAAUUCAACUAUUAAAGGAGGGAAUUAUUUGGAGAGUAGGUGAUGGAGACACGAUCAACAUCUGGACAGACCCAUGGAUCCCAAGAGGAAGCACACGAAAACUUAUAUCUCAAAAAGGAAGACAUCAGGUUUACAAGGUAUCGGAGCUGAUAAAUCCGACCACCAACACUUGGGAUACAGACUUGGUCCAACAAACCUUCGCUCCCGAAGAUGCUGAACUUAUCCUCCAAAUCCCCAUAUAUGAACACACAGAGGAAGGUCGCAUGAGCUGUACUUGGAAGAAAAUAUGGAGGUUGCCUUUACCAAAUAAAGUCCUGCAUUUUCUAUGGCGAGUUGCAAACUACAGCCUGCCCCUCCGAAUGAAACUACAAAGGAGAGGAUAAACAAAAGCCCAAGGAGAUGAGCUGUGUGAAGGCCCAAAGAUGGUCUCCUCCCCCGGAUGGCAUUUUGAAGAUCAAUACAGAUGGAUCCUUCAGAAAGACAUCUCAUACAGGAGGAUGGGGCUUCACGAUCCGCAACACAGAGGGUAAUCUGAUUGCUGCUGGAGCAGGCAACCUGGAGUAUGUUUCAGAUGCUCUACAUGCUGAA
Lolium perenne is the source of this 666-nucleotide messenger RNA. NCBI's taxonomy places the organism in Eukaryota, Viridiplantae, Streptophyta, Magnoliopsida, Poales, Poaceae. The record is from RefSeq and is a predicted model, not a curated record.